Neofelis nebulosa (Clouded leopard) is the source of this 3510-nucleotide messenger RNA. RefSeq names its product acidic nuclear phosphoprotein 32 family member E (gene ANP32E). The transcript is spliced from 7 exons. The record is from RefSeq and is a predicted model, not a curated record. Gene Ontology annotation, molecular function: phosphatase inhibitor activity; histone binding. The coding region runs from base 410 to 1228 and encodes 272 amino acids. Gene Ontology annotation, biological process: regulation of apoptotic process. Lineage: Eukaryota; Metazoa; Chordata; Mammalia; Carnivora; Felidae. Gene Ontology annotation, cellular component: nucleus.
GUUGGCGGUGCCGUGUCAUGGAGGCUCAGUCUCAGAGCAGCCAUUGAAGGGGAAGGAACUGCGGGGGUGUGUGGGUGUGUGUGUGUGUGUGUGUGUGUGUGUGUGUGUGUGUGUGUGUGUGUGUGUGUGUGUGUGUGUAUGUGUGUGCGCGCGCGCGUGUGUGUGUGCGUGUGAGUGCGCGCGAGUGUGUGGACAAGGAGGUGGGGGCAGUCGAGUUAGAGUCCCAACUCCUUGGACUCCAUUUGCUAUUCUCUUCUUUCUUCCCCACACCUAUUUGGUGGUGGUGGGCGUUUAUAUUUGCUUUUCUUUUCAUUCAUUUACAAAUCUUUUAAAAUUAAGGGUUGGGGGUAGUGGGAAAGGCAGGAAAGGGUAAGGGAAGGGAGUAGCCGCAGAAGAGCAGGAGGAGGACAUGGAGAUGAAGAAGAGGAUUAACCUGGAGUUAAGGAACAGAGCCCCGGAGGAGGUGACAGAAUUAGUCCUUGAUAAUUGCCUAUGUGUCAAUGGGGAAAUUGAGGGCCUGAAUGAUACUUUUAAAAAACUAGAGUUUCUGAGUAUGGCUAAUGUGGAACUAAGUUCACUGGCUCGGCUGCCCAGCUUAAAUAAACUUCGAAAGUUGGAACUCAGUGACAAUAUAAUUUCGGGAGGCUUGGAAGUCCUGGCAGAGAAAUGUCCAAAUCUUACCUACCUCAAUCUGAGUGGAAACAAAAUCAAAGAUCUCAGUACAGUAGAAGCUCUGCAAAAUCUUAAAAAUUUGAAAAGCCUUGACUUGUUUAACUGUGAGAUCACAAACCUGGAGGAUUACAGAGAAAGUAUUUUCGAACUGCUGCAGCAAAUCACUUACCUAGAUGGAUUUGACCAGGAUGAUAACGAGGCACCGGACUCAGAAGAAGAGGAUGAUGAAGACGGAGAUGAAGAUGAUGAAGACGAAGAGGAAGAUGAAGCUGGUCCACCAGAAGGCUAUGAGGAGGAGGAGGAGGACGAGGAGGAGGAGGAAGAGGAGGAGGAGGAGGAGGAGGAGGAGGAGGAGGAGGAGGAGGCAGGCUCAGAACUGGGAGAGGGAGAAGAGGAAGUGGGCCUCUCCUACUUAAUGAAAGAAGAAAUCCAGGAUGAAGAAGAUGAUGAUGACUAUGUUGAAGAAGGGGAAGAAGAGGAAGAAGAUGAAGAAGAAGGCCUUCGAGGGGAAAAAAGGAAACGAGAUGCUGAAGACGAUGGAGAUGAAGACGACUAGAUCAUUCUAAGACCAGAUUCCCUAAAGUUCCUGGGUGUGCAAUAGAGUGAUCACAUCUUCUUUGUUUCUUCAUGUACCAUAGUGAACCCUACGGAAAACAACCUGUAACUUUUAUAGGAAAAGUGUGGUUUUACUAUUUUUGCCUUAUCAUUCCAAAUAAGAUUUACUAGUCUGUUAAUAAUCAUACUGUAUGUAGAGAAAACAUUUUCAUUGACCCCGUUGUGAAAUUCCCUAGCAAUUUAUUUAGAAUCUUCAUUUUUCUCAUUCAAACUCAUUGUAUUAGUUAUUUUUAGCCCAUAAUUAAAACAUGAUCACUUUUACACAGGCGUAGUUUGGUGCAUUUCAUUCAUAAGGUUUUAAAGUUAUUUAUAGUUAAUGGAAAUCACGAUCAGCUGGAAUAUGAAAUGAAGUCUCUUGAAUGAGAAGUUGGUUAUUUUUUUAGAGGUGACCCAGAGAUCUUUAGUUUGAAGGCAAUGACUUUUUUUUUUUUUUUUUUUUUUGGCUAAGGGUAUUUGGAUGCUUUUUUGUCACUUGAGUAGCUUGGAAAGUAGGAGCAGAAUAGUAAAGGUUCUACUCAACAAUAUAGUUCAUAGCUUUUGUAGAGGCUUCUGAAAACUUUUAAAGUCAGGUGACUAAUACGAUUUUCUUUUUGAAGUUCAGAGAGAUGUGUUCAGAGACAUGCAGGUGAGCCCUUUCUUUUUCAAGCUGAAGAUUACAACAUACUAGUAGGUUGGUUAUUUUGUUUUUAAAUGUGCAUUCUUUAUUUUCCUCCCAGCAAUUCCUUUAUAAUCACUUUCAUUUCUCUUUUCACUCCUCUCCCUCUAUCUCAAAAAAAAGUUGGGAAACUCAUGUGAUACCCAGGAAAACUUUUAGUCUUUUAUACCUCAACCACCUUUUCAGACUGUCUCAGUUUUAAACAAGCUAAGUGAAAGAAAUUCAGUAUUUUCUGAGAUAUGAAUAUUAUUACCAGUACAUUUGUAUGCAACAGAUUCUGCUUACUGUAAAUCAUUUUUGAUUGACAAGAUGUACAGACCGUAUUAUUAGGAUGCAGAAAGAAAAGUAGAGGAGGCUUUCAGAAGCAGAAUUAAUAUUCCUCAAAAGUCAGAACUAUUGCCUGUUGAUAAUUAAUGAGACAUUCAAGUCAAAUUUUCAAGUUAGCUUUCCAAACGAUUUGGAUACCACACUGCAAAGUAUUUCUAAUUUUUCUGAGUAGAACCUUUCAUUAUUCUUCUUAUAGUUUUAAGGUAUUACCAGAUAUAGCUUUUAAUUGGAAUAUACUGGGCAGUUGGAAACAUAUUUGAAACUAAAUCAGUAUUCAAGAUUAAGAUUUAUUUUCAAGUGGAUGUCCAUUAAAAAUCAAAAAUAUUUCAGGACGAAUGUGUGUUUCUAUAUAUGGCUACUAAAUAUAAUAACAAUAGAAAAGUACAUCCCCUUUUUGUUUUGGAGGCUCCACGGUCAAGGCAAUUGCUUUUGAAAUCUUGGCUAUCCAAAUGUUUUUCUGCUUUGUUUUGGAUAUCUGUAAGUUUUUGUAAAGUUAGCAUUCAGCAAAUUAAUUGAAGUUACUGGGACACAUUUAAAUUACUGAGUAAAGAACUUCUUUUUUAGUUUCAAAUGUAUGACUUUGGGUUUUAGAGUAAAAACUACAAAGUUAUUUGUGGGUAAACUAAAAACAUUGCACAAGUGACUGAAAUAAAACUCUUGGAAUAAGUUUUGAGGGGGGGAUUGGAAUCUCCAAAAGGCUAACAUUUUACUCCUUUUUAACAUUUGAAAUACCCUGUUGUAGUCCCUAAGAAUUCUCAUCACAGAGUAUAUGCCAGACUAUAAAAUACUUAUUUUUAAAAUGAAAUCUAUAUACUGACUUUAUCAAUCGUCUUAUUGUGCAAUCAAAAUUAGAGUUCUUUGGUUUGAAAACAACAUUUAGAGCCUCCAAAUGACUUUUUUAAGACUUAUUUAGCUUUGUGGGUGGUAUUUUCAUGCAAAUAAGUAAGGGUGGGUUUUAUAUUUUGUAGAAGUUUUUGGUCCUAUUUUAAUGCUCUUUGUAUGGCAGUAUGUAUAUAGUGUGUUAAAUUCCUCAAAACUGUCCUUAAAAAACUUUGAAGUUAAUACUUUUGUGCAACUGUGUUUUGAAUAAAGCCAUGACAGUGUUAAAAAACAAAAAAAUGCAGCACUCCUGAUUAUUUUGUUUCUGACUGUUCCCUGUUUUUUUUUCUUCUUCUGUGACUGCUGUAACUUAAAAGUUUUUGAAAUUGAAUUGCUUCAAAUAAAUGGAAGAUUUGUUAAUA